UGACCAAUCAGAUCACACGACUCUCUCAUUUUCUGAAUGUUCGCCAUAUUGUUGGAUUUCUUUACCACACCCUGGGAUUUUAAUAGCGAGUUAGUGGACUCAAUUAGGGUCGAAGUUGACCCUUGUUGAUCUCCAUUAUCUCAAAACAAUAAGUAAAUGGAAUUGGAAAACAUCGUUGCAAAUACUGUGUAUUUAAAAGCACGCGAGGGGGGAGGAGGAAAAAGAAAAGGAAAGAGUAAAAAAUGGAAACAGAUACUGAAAUUCCCACACAUUUCAAAAUGCUUACACAAAAAAGAUGACAUACAUAUAUCCUAUGAGUUUUUAGUGGAGCAGCAACCAAUAGGGAACCAGUUAUUUAGACUAUACUGUAGCACCAGACCAGAGCUUGCCAAAGCCAUUAAAUUCCUUGAUCAAGUGAUAGACAUGUACAUGGAUCUGGCUGAUAAUGUCAAAAAGGGAACCCAGACAGUCCAAUUGAUGACUGCCCCAAAACCAAAUGAUUACCACCACAUACAUUGUAGAACCAUAAUGAACUACAUAUUGUUAAAGUCCACAUUUGAAGUCAGUCCUGCCGAGAAGAGAUUAACAGAUGCUACUUCUAUAUUUGACAAAUAUUUAGACACAAAGUCUCCGGACUAUGUUAGUCAUUUAAAUGGCGUCCAGGUCUCAAAAAUAAAGGAAGCCAUUGCAGAUAAUAGUGCUAAUAAGGACCUUUUUACCUCGUGUGUUGAAGCUGUGACAGAGCACUUGCGGAGAGAUCCAUUCUCAGAAUUUCUGGAAUCAUUGUUUUUUAAAAGAUAUCUGCAAUGGAAAUAUUUAGAACAGCAACCUGUAACCAAGAACACGUUUCGUAUGUACAGAGUGUUAGGGAAAGGUGGCUUUGGCGAAGUAUGUGCUUGUCAAGUACGAGCAACUGGUAAAAUGUAUGCAUGUAAAAAGUUAGAAAAGAAAAGAAUAAAGAAGAGAAAUGGAGAGAGAAUGGCUUUAAAUGAAAAGCAGAUUCUUCAAAGGAUAAACUCGAGAUUUAUUGUUAAUUUAGCCUAUGCAUUUGAAACAAAAGAUGCACUGUGUCUAGUGUUAACCAUUAUGAAUGGUGGAGAUCUGAAGUUUCACAUACACAAUAUGGGCAACCCUGGCUUUGAAGAAGAUAGGGCUGUUUUCUAUGCAGCAGAAAUAACGUGUGGUCUUGCUGACCUUCAUUCAAAGGGCAUUGUUUAUCGAGAUUUGAAGCCAGAAAACAUAUUGUUAGAUGACAAUGGUCAUGUUAGAAUAUCAGAUUUAGGACUAGCAGAGGAAGUGCCAGAAGGGGAGACAAUUAAGGGUCGUGUAGGAACUGUAGGUUAUAUGGCUCCAGAAGUAGUGAAAAAUGAAAGAUACUCAUUUAGUCCUGAUUGGUGGGGUUUAGGUUGUAUUAUUUAUGAAAUGAUAGAAGGCAAGGGACCUUUUAGGGCAAGAAAAGAGAAAGUUCGGCGAGAGGAGGUGGAUCGUCGAGUGAAAGAAGAUAGAGAAGUCUACUCAUCUAAAUUUUCUAAUCCGGAUUGUUGUGAUAUUUGUCAACAGCUUCUACAGAAAGAUCCAACAGGUAGACUAGGUUGUUCGGAGUCUGGUGCCAAUGCAGUUAAAGCCCACCCAUUUUUUAAAACAAUCAAUUUUAAACGAUUAGAAGCUGGAAUUGAAGAUCCACCAUUUGUUCCCGAUAGAAGAGCUGUAUAUUGUAAAGACGUUCUAGAUAUAGAACAAUUUUCUACAGUAAAAGGAGUAAAUUUAGAUCCCACUGAUGAUAAAUUUUAUGUAAAGUUUAAUACAGGCAGUGUAUCUUAUGCUUGGCAACAAGAGAUGAUUGAAACAGAGUGUUUUAAAGAAUUAAAUACUUUUGGUCCCGACGGUGGUGCAUCACCAGAUUUAGAAGACCCACCUCCUCCAGAAAACAGGGGUGGUUUAUUAGAGAGAUUGUUUAGACGACCGAGGACAAACCAGCACACAUGCUGUUAUAAUUCAGAAGGACACUGACAGAGGUAUUUUACCUGGUGUUAAAGACACUCAGUGAUAUUAUUUAUCAAAGCUCAGGAUUAUGUCCAGGGAGAUAAACAGAGGAUAAACUGUCUUAGGGGAAGAUAACUCCAGACCCGACAGCCGUCUCUGAGGAAUGAUUUUUAUAAAUUCCCUAGUAUAAUCAACAACUUUGCUAGUUCCUUACUUUAUUUUUGUUGUUAAGAGAGAUCUUGAUAUAAUCUUAUUGUGUUUAUCCAAACAGAGAUAAAAAUAUAUGCCAUCAUUUUUUUCUGUGAAGGUGGAUUAUGCACCUCCAGAAUAUGUGAGAUUUAGGAUUGUAGGGCUCCUGUGAUAAAAUGUAUAUAGUGGUCACUUGCUAGAUGAUAUUCAGUUAUAAGGUCAUUGGUCAGCUGAAGAACUCAGGUUCCCUACCUAGAUAAUGCAGAGUACUACUACUAGAUAUCAAUCCAAUGUCUUUUUUCAAAUUUUGAAUGGAAAUCUUUUAUUAAUUAAGGGAGGUUAGCCUUGGAAAAGGGAUACAACUCUAUGAUUUAUUCUUUUUUUUUUUGUAGAAAAUUUCAUCAAUACUUUUAAAGCAAUCUUGUGAUACAGAAUUUAAAAAUCUGUGUGACUAAGAAUCGUAGAAUAUAUUCAAAUUAUAAAAAUUUAUAAUUAAUACAUUAGUACAAAAGAACAUAUUUUUGUUACUAAUUUAGAAAACAAAAAAUCAAUUUCUUUUCAUAAAGAAAGGAGUACUUUUAAGAAAUUUGACAUGAGUUCAGUACCUUAGAUCGAACCCCUGCUCAUUUUACAAAGAUAUAACUUAACACAAGAUUGAGAUUUUAUUUAAGUAUUAUACAUUUAUAUAUUUUGUGUUUCUUAAGAUUUGCAUAUUAUAGCAGACCUGUAUACUUCUUUGAAGAAAAGAGAAUAAAAAUGUUUUUUUCUUUCCGUUGAAAGAGUUAAAAUGUAGGCUAAGUGGCUAAUUAAAAAUCCAGUAGUGCUUAGAAAUUUGUAUUCCUGAUAUAAAACUGAGUCCCAUUGCUGUACUGGUUCAGAAAAAUCCAACCUUGUUUGACUUCACACUUUGAACUAAAGAAGUUAUUUAAACUUCUAAUAGGAAGCUGAGAUUGCAUGUGCAAUUCUUAGUUUUUAACUUUACAAAGUUGAAAUAAAAAGAGUACAAUAAUAUGAAAGCUUGCUAAAAUACAUCUUGUUGCAUUCACAAUUUUUUUUUUCCCGCUUUUUUAAAGUUAAAGGCAAUGGACAAAAAAUUAUAUUUAUAAAAAAAAAUCACACAACUUAAAAAUCACACAAUUUUGUUAAAAGUAUCAGAAACAUGGUUUUAUUUUGUAGUUAUGAAUGAUUAAUUUAGACGAAGAACAACAAUAAAAGUGCUGUGUCUUUGCUAAUCGUUUUGUCAACUAAAUGCAUGUAGGGAUUUUGAAAUGAAUUAACACCACAUCCCCUCUUUUUUUUUACUCUAAAAUAUGGGAGUAAGUUUUUGACCAAGACCAGGUCCAUGGGAACAUAGCUAUAUAUUAUACCCAACAUUAUAUAAUCUUUAUAGAAUAGGGCAUUUAUUUAUUCUGACCACUAUUUAAUAAGACUGAGUUGUGACCUAAGUUGAGAUGAGGAGUUUAUUUACUUUCACAUAAUGGCUGUCCCAUAGAUAUACACAUGGAGAGAGGAACACACUUAUGGUCUGAUCCCCACACAUAAAGUGUGCUCCUCUCUAGGAGUAUGUUAAAAUGGGACGGUUAUAAAUGUGACCAAAGGGUAAUUAAUGCCUGUAUCUAAUAAGUGAUAGGAGCUAUGAUGGCAGCUUGCUAGUCAAGAUUAUUUGUACCUGGUGUUCAUUUAAAUGUUGUCUUCCUAUAAGGAAAUUUCGUAGAUAGAAAACUUGCCAGUAUUUUGUCAAAAAAAAAAGAAUUUGUUUACAUUGCAAGGUAAUGUGCUCACAGUAAUAUGUUUUGUUAUAAUUGUUAGAUUUUUAUUUCUCCUCAGUUAUUGUAUCAUUGGAGUGAGAGAAGUUUUUAUAGUGUGAAUGAUUAUCUGCCAGUAUUUAAGAUGUAUGUAUAUUCUUUGUUAUGAAACCCAUUUGAUGACUCAAGUUUUCAUUUGUAGUAAAUAAUGCAUCAAAUAUAAUACAAGGAUUUUAUUUUGUCCAGUGUUGAAGUGAUUUUUUUCAUUUUUGCAUUGUAGUUCUGAUUAGGCCAGACUUGCAUUGUUUUUCAAGGUAUUUAUAUAUAUAUUGAAUUUUGCUAUAAAACAUAACUCACUUUCCUUAAAUUUAUUUUUUAGAGAGAAAAAAAAUCUUAUUAAGAAAAUACUUGGCUUUCUAACUGGAAAUGUUAUUUUAACAUUUAAAAUUCUGCACCAUUUGCGGUUAACCUAAAGAUAAUUAACAUGCUUGUAGUUGAUAUAUUUUUAUAAAUUUGGAUGCUAAUGGUCUUAGAAUAAUUACAUAAUUUCACUGGUUAAAAUUGUCACCUGUAAGGAAGAUAGUAUUAAUGAAUCACAUUCAUCAUCUGUCUCUUGCACCCUAACUAACAGAAGAUGUGAGUUAUACAUAAUUGUUACCCUUGGACCUGAAGACCAAGAAUACAGUUUGUCUAUUGUAAUGCUGUACAUGCAGUGUGUUUGUAUGCUGGCUACAAACUUAGACAGGCAUCACAGUAUGUUGGUAUGUUUGCCACAAUCUUACACAGGCAUCACAGUAUGUUGGUAUGUUUGCCAUAAUCUAAGACUGGCAUCACAGUAUGUUGGUAUGUUUGCCACAAUCUUACACAGGCAUCACAGUAUGUUGGUAUGUUUGCCAUAAUCUAAGACGGGCAUCACAGAAUGGUUUGUCAUUACAUAACGUGCCUUAGCCCAAGAUUAUUCAGAAGGUAAGGGUCACAGAUGAUUAAUUAAUUCAUAUGAUGCAAAUAAAUAUCAACAUGAAGCUGUCAUUACCAUGACACAUUUAGGACCUUGCAUUAUUCGGUUUAUGUAAAACUUCUUAACAAAUUCUACAAUCCAGUACUUUAAAUCUAGCAAUGUUGCAUUGGCAGACCUUUGAUUUUGACAGGUUUUAUUUCUUUACAAAUUCUAGUCUGGUUUAAUCAGAUAGAUCAUUCGUGACCAUUUGAUAAAGUUGAUAUAUCUUCUACCUCUUAAAAUGAUAUUAACACCAAUAUUUUGUUAGAGCUUUACAUAAUGCCUGACUACACACAAAUAGAUCUAUGCUUUCAAUACACUAUAAAUACCACACGUCUAACAUAACUAGAUAUUUAUUUAUAGCCAUUACGAACAAACAUAUUUGAAGCAUUGUAACUAUAUUUUGUUUGAUUAUAACCUUUCUUUUUAAUUUCCUGGGUUUACACUCUCAACCAGGAAGUGAAAAUAACAAAUGGAUUGUAAAUAAACAUGGUGCAUAAGAAUAAACAAUUUUUCUUUUAAAUUUAGUUUCUAUCUAAUGAAACUUAUGAGAGAAUUAAAUAAAGUUAUUAAACAUUAAAUCAUGAGAUUAAGAAGAAAGAAAUUUUAUUUUUGUCAAUAAAGGUUUGUGAAGAGGUACUGUGAAACACUGAAACCAUGACUUAUUUUUCAUGAAAGUAAAAAAAAAUCUGCUUUGAAAGUUGCAUUUCUACCUGUUUGCAGGAAACAUUGCCAAUAAAAGCCUUUCAUCAACAACAAAAAAUAAAAAGUUGCAAACAUGGAUAAAUAAAACCAAAAAAACCCAAAUUGUUUACCAACUUUACUAUAAUAUUCUAAUUAUAGAUAUUUAUGGGAAGUUUUCCUUUAAUAAAUAGAAUUCAAUUUUUUUUCAGAUAGCAUAUUCCAAGUUAAAAAGUCCAAUAUUAUAGCAUAGAUAUAGAGUACUCUUUGUAAAUAAGUAAAUUAUGAGGAUUGUGACUACAUAAUGAGUAAAUAGUAUUGUAUGAAUGUGAAUGUGACAAAAAUGUAUUAAUACCAGAUAAUUAUUGUUAUGUGCUAGAGCAAUGUGUUCAAAUGGUAGAUUUGAAAUAUAAUCAAAUAGAGAAUCUCAUUAACGAAUCUCUGCUUCAAAGUGCUGGAAGAUAAUUUAACUUUCAUUUAUCCAGCCAUGAAUUAAAAUCGUUAGAUUCAACUAUGUAUUUAUUUUCUUAUAACAUCUCUUUUCGAUCGAAGUUUAAGAAAAUCUGAUGGCUAGGUAAACAAAAUGAAUAAAAUAUCUAUAGGUAGAAUUUACCUUUAAAGCUUUUUGAGUUCAAGAUCUCCACUCCAAUGAAUGCAAAAUAUUCCUGUUCAACAUAUAGUACUUAGUAUUUUGUUAAAUUACCUAUAUCUAAAAAAAAAUACUAACUACAGGUAUUUUAACAGUGGGCAUUUUAUAAGCUGAUCAAUACUUGCUCAAGUUGUGGCGAGAUAUAUAGGAAUGAUGUUUCCACCACAUUUUUGAUAAGGAGGCAUUGUUUUUGUCACAUUUUUCUACUUGAUUGAAAGCUGUGUCAAUCCUGCUUUACACAAAGCUUUUUCAAUACUGCUUGACACAAAAGUUUGUCAAUCCAUAAUCAAUGACAACUAACAUUCAAAGGGAGUAUCUUUUAAAAAAAUUUAUGCAGUUUUGCAGCUUUUAUUUUUAGAAGGAAUCUAGGUGCUCAUUAUAAAUGUUGUCAGUGCAAAAUCUUGUAAAGUCUACAUUUAAAUGAAUUGAGAAAUAAUUUAAGAUAUUGCUUUGUAAAAUGUGCAUUCUAAAAUGUUAUGCCGACAAGAGAUUUAUGAGAGUUAUUUAACUUAUCUUCCUUUGUUAAGUGAACUUGAUAAUCUGUAUUUGAAGCUCAUUGGUAUUUUUCUAAUGAAAGUAAAUACUAGCUAGGUUAUAUAUCUAAUGUGAAUUUUUCAAUGAGGGGUAAGAGUUCAAAGAUUUUCCUUUUUUGCAUAAGCCCAAUUUUGCAGUGAAAACUGUUACCAAUGUCAAAUUGAUUUUGACAAUGAAUGAAAGAAAUUUUUGUUACUCAAAAUAUAAAAUGAAUGUUCGUACAACGGUUACUAUUGAUGUUUGUCAUAUGAAUUUCUUACAAUAUAUAUAUAUAGCUAUAAAAUUUGACUUGUACAAGAAUAGUCUUUUUGCAUGGUAAAUGGUGUGGAUAUGUUAAACCACUUUUUAAUAUAAUAAUUGAUCUCUUUUAUUUAUGUUUGGAGAAAGUAUUUUAUUUGCCUCAUCUGUUGCUUUCAUGUUUUUACCAAUCACCAUUAACAUGAUAAAGAUCAUAUAAAUUGUCAUUAACUUCACAUAACAAUUUUGUGUUGAUUUUCUAACGAUAGGACUGUGUAUAAUUGUAGAACAAUAAAAAAAAUACACUAAAUGACUAGCCUAAAGAUAUACUGUGGAUUCACUUAUUUUCGUGGGUACCAAUUUUCGCGGUUUGAGGAAAACUUGCAUAUUUGUGGAUAUUUUAUUUCGUGGUUUUGGCAAAGUCUACAAUCCUUCCUUUUGUAAACUUAUAAUUUGUUGAACAUUUGAAUUAGUGGUUCUCCUAUACCCACGAAAAUUGGUAUCCAACGAAUAUUAAUGAAUCCACAGUAACUGUGAAUUUUGUCCUUAUUUACCUGUUUGUUUUAACACAUGUCUUUGAAAGCACCAUUUACCAAGCAGAUUUUGAUACUUGAAUCGUAUUUAUUAUUGUAUGUAUGUGCUGCAGGAUUCAGCUGUGUAUAUAUGUCCUGAUUAUUUUAAUGUGAAUGUUUUACAGUUUAUAACUUGUCCGUUUCUCUCGGUAACCUCAUCAAUAUUUACAAAUAAAAUGUGCUGUUUUUCUUUGUAAAAAAAAAUAUAUAUAUUUCUCCGGUGUAAUCAACUGUACAUUGGUGCUUUUCAUAAAAAAAAAAAUCAUUUUGACCAAAGAAGCUGACAUAUAUCACAUUGAAAAUUCUUUUAACUGAUUAGUAUGAUUUUAAGAGGUUCUCUAGAAAUUAAUAUAUCAAAAUACUUUAAAAUUCAUAUAUUAAGUUUGGAGGAGGAGGUAUAAUAAGAGCCAUUUCUUGACCCAUGAAAAAAAAUAUUUAAGGCUUUCAAAAUUAUGCUAGUUUUAUUGGUUAAUGAACAGGUUAAUAAAAUCUAUGAUUUCAUGCUUAUGUUAUAAUUUACCUACCUAAAAUGCCCAUUACACGUAUGCUUUAUGUCAAUAUAAAUAUGAGCAAGGGAUUUACCGCAAAAGACAAACUGUGGCUCAUAUUUAAGUAUCAAUGGCAAAAUCUCAUAAUGAGGUUAUUUUGGCAGUUUUUUAUGUCUUACUAGAUUUUGCAAGCCUGACUAAUGUCUAACAAACAACCGAAAGAUAUAACGAGACAAAUCUAUAACACCUUUGAAUUUUCUAAUUCAAGGGACAAAAAAAGUGGUCUUAUUGCACCUUCUCCUUUUUCAACUUAAGGUUCCAUAUGGUUAAGAGAGAAAUUUUAUGAAUAAAAGCACAGAAGUGUCGGAAAAAGACAAAAUUAUAAAAUAGCUUUCAGGAAAAAAAGAUUUUUCAUUUUCAUAAAAAAAAAUACAGAUGUACAAAUGUAUGAAAUAAAUUUAAAGAUAUGUAAUUUUUAACAGAAUAAUUAUUUUUCAACUUAUGUAAUAUUUCAAAACAGCACAGGGUAUAUUCAUAACAUUCACUUUAUUUUUCAACAUUGACAAUUUCCUGUAUUGACUACAUUUGAUCAAUACUCUAUAACAGCAUUAUAGGCUAUAUUUAGUAGGUGAUGUAACCUCUUUUGAUACCUUUCUAGUAGAUAUGAGAAUGAGAAACGUGUAAAAGUUAUAUGAAAAUGUGAAUGACAGCUCACUAAUAAAAUGUUAAAUUAUA
Molecule: messenger RNA, 8810 nt
Organism: Mytilus trossulus (common blue mussel)
Lineage: Eukaryota; Metazoa; Mollusca; Bivalvia; Mytilida; Mytilidae
Product: G protein-coupled receptor kinase 5-like
Exons: 18
Coding region: 157-2010 (617 amino acids)
Biological process (GO): signal transduction; regulation of signal transduction; protein phosphorylation
Cellular component (GO): cytoplasm
Molecular function (GO): G protein-coupled receptor kinase activity; ATP binding
Source: RefSeq, a predicted model, not a curated record